Messenger RNA from Paramuricea clavata, 6393 nucleotides. NCBI's taxonomy places the organism in Eukaryota, Metazoa, Cnidaria, Anthozoa, Malacalcyonacea, Plexauridae. The record is from the annotation of a GenBank genome assembly.
AUGAACAUAAAAUAUUCUGAGAAAUGUAAUUCAUUUAUGUACCUACCAAUUUGGCAAAAGAUCUACCAUAAACUAGGAAGUACUGGACAGGUAUAUAUUGCAGUUUUGGUCGAUGGACAAUUUUACCAUACGUUGUUGUAGGCAAAGUUAUAACAGACAUCUCCAUACUAUACAGGAAUCGAAUUGACAAGCGCAUGCAAUGACCACACAACCACAAACAAUUGUUACAUAUUAAAAGUAUGCAUAAAUCUUACCAGUGUAUAAAUUCUAUUUUAAAGGGACUGUUCCUACAGGAUAAUCCUUACCAAACGUUAAAUACAUCAAAGUUUGUUGAUUCCAGUUCUGUUUCCGUGGAACUAAAGAAGGAUGAUGGAACACAUAUCAAUGUACAAAAUCUACCAGACCCUCUUACUAUCGCAGUUCCACGACCAACUAAGAACGAUAGUGUAAGUAUUUGAAACAGUGAGGGUUAGACUGGUUUCAGACACCUCGUGUGUCGUUCAUCAUCGUCAAUCGACUACCGUCAAGAUUGUUGAAAUACAUGAAGCCACUGGUGUUUAUUAGAUAUAUUAAUUUUAAUUUUAACUUUAAUUUUAAUAGCUUCUCCAAGAAUAUACACAUAGUACAAAACAAGCGAUUAUACAGUAUUUAUAGUCGAUUUCAACUUACUUUUCACUAAAAUGUUGCGAACUUCGUUCCGAACUUCGCAAAUUCGUUGCCAAGUUCAAAAGUUCAUAAUGAAAUUCUUAAACAGGUUUGUAAACUGAGCAUUUGAUUGGCUGGUUUGAUUUAAUAGCCAAUCAGAGGCUUUGUUUACAAACCUGUUUGUGAAUUUCAUUAUGAACUUUUGAACUUGGCAACGAAUUUGCGAAGUUCGGAACGAAGUUCGCAACAUUUUAGUGUAAAGUAAGUUGAAAUCGACUGUAAUAAUAACAAAAAUUGAGUAGUUCUUUAAAGGUUAGCUCCUUGUCUCCGCUGAAUGGUAUAGAGCCUUUGAAUGGUAGAGCCUUUGAAUUAUAGGUGAAUAACUGUAUAACAAGGCUGUAAUAAUAAAUUGACAACCAUGAAAGCAUUAGUAGGCUAUGAAUUCAUCAUUGAAAUUUAAAGGGAAAUGGCAAUAUAAAUUUUUAUUUUCUCAUUUGAAAGAACUUUUGAAACUUUUUAUUCCGAUUCUUCAUAUCUUGCUUAGUUCUUGAAAUAUUUUCACUUGAAGUAAUGAGAUGUUAACGGUAGUUUUGGUUACGUCACAACAGGGAUUAACCAUAUAAUUCGUUGCUGACCAAAUAUUGAUUGGUAGAUGUUUUUAAGGUUUCAAGUAAUCUUGAUAUUUCCAAGGGCAUACGGAGUACAAUUUUGAGUGCAAAAUGGUUAGUGGUUGUCAAUGUCUAGAUAAAAAUAUUGCGUGACCCCUGUUGUGACGUAACAUGCAUAUCUACAAAAAUCCAAGAUGGCGGAGAUUUCAUUUCUUUCAAUUAAAAUAUUUGUAGAAGUAAGCAAGAUAUGAAAAAAAACGGUAAAAGAGUUUUAUAUAUGGUUUUAAAUGUUCUUUCAAACGAGAAAAUAAAAAAAUAUAUUGCCAUUUCCCUUUAAAGCAAAUUUAAUGAACUAAGAUUUCCAGCAGCAAAAGGGUGGUCUUAAAUUAGUUCCCCCGAAUUUUCCUGCACUGAAUAGUCUCAGGGUAGGUCAUGAGAGGUUUGCGUUUUGUAUUCUGGCAGGGGAGUCUCUGGAGGAUGAUGUCGGAGAGAUCUUCCUUUUGGUCUUUUACGCUGUAGCAUGGUAACAUAUAUGCCCUCGUCUACUGACACACAAAAACGCACAAGUUGUAACAAACCUGCAGCAGACUUGUAGUAAUGCUGGUCCAACAACUUGUCAAUAGGUUGUGUUCGCACUGCUUCUUCCCAGCUUGUUGACAAAAGUUGUCAACGGCUUGUUGACAACUUGCUACAGGGUUGUUGAGCUCAACAGACUUAGUGUUACGAGUUGUUUCAACAACUUGUUAUCAUCCUGCAAUUCAACAAUUUGUCAACAAGUUGUGAGUGACAACCUUGUACCAACCUGAUAAAAUAACAGUAUUGUUACAAUUUGUUGGUAAGCUUGCUAGAAGCCUGUUGCGAACACAUCUUGUUGACAAGUUGUGAUAUUUUUGCGUGUGUACGGGAAGGCAUUUUUAUCAUUUAUAGACCCGGAGCGAGGGGGAUUCGGCGUAAUAUUUCCCUCAGUGAUGAUAUUUUCCGAGGGGCUUUGCCCCGAGGAAAAUAUUAUCACUGAGGGAAAUAUCGCCGAAUCCCCCGAGCAGAGCGUCUAUAAAUGAUUUAAAACUUGCUGAAUAUUAACUACGCGAAUACAAUUUUUAAUUUCUUAUGUAUACCUAACCUGAGUUUAUGACGUUUCCUCUUUAAAAUAUUUGAGCGUGUAUCCUUUGGAUCAUUAAAGGUAACAUACGUCUUGAAAAUCUUUGGUUAAAUCAAAUCUUCUGUACGAAAUUACAAACAACAGCUCGCGAACGCCAUAUUGUUUCAGAGCGUGGUGUCCACGCGUCACGCGUGAGCGUGGGAUACUAUAAUAUCCCACGGUGGAUCUGCCGUGGGAUAUUAUCCAGGUGAUCUCGUGUUCGUAUGUUAGCCAAUCAGCGCUCAGAAAGGGUUGUCCGAAUAGAAAUCCAUUUUGAUGUGUUCAGUCUAUUAUAUUUUUAGUUAUUCUUUAUGAAACUAGUUGAAAUUUUGUAAUUAUGUUUGGUUAUGAGAACUAUAGCUCUGACAAAAAUAUGGAAUCGAAAUAAAGUAUAUUACAGGAGAUAUUCAGUUGUUUUAAUCAUAAAAUGGAUUUCUAUUUGACAACUAGUGCCAGUACUUUUCCGCGUAUCAAGAUCACCUGGAUAGUAUCUCACGCUGCAUUGCGAAAUCAUGAAUUUGAGUGAAAUACCGUAAAAAAUCACAUAUCACGUGGUACAAAUGCUGUUUUUUCAUUGGACAUUUGAGGUAUAAUAUAUGAUUUAAUUCGUUCUCCGCGCCAUAUUAAUUUGAAAUACCAUCUUUUUCCAGACAUUCAUAAACAAAACUGAAACGAAAUCAGACGAAUUGGUGGUCCAUGUCCUCAAAUUGAAUUCCCAGAACAAUGCUUUUAUUGUUGAGAUUAUUCCUGACGACCCUAUGGCGAAUGUUACAAUUUACGGUCAUGGAGAAGGGGCACCGACUUUGGAAAAAUACAAUUUCCAGCAUUCGUUUGAACUUAACUCUACAAAACAUCAGCAUUUCUUGGGAAAUGAAACAAUAAAUGGCGUCGUGGAAUAUUAUGUUGGAGUUGAAAGUGAAGUGCAGAUGAAUUACACGUUCAAGUCGUAUGAAAUAGGCUGUUAUUAUUACGAUGAGGGGAAUAAAUCUUGGACAAGUCGAGGUUGCACGGUAUGUAUAGGUAGUCGCUUUAUGUUUGAAGUGUCAGUAACAUCCCAGACAUGAUGAUAUGGGUACAAGAGGAUAUAUGAUAUAGAUUUAUAGUAAAAAAACAUCAUCUUGAUCAACUUUUUCACGGUCGAAGUUGCCAAGAUGACGAUGUCAUUAGAUGAGUUGUAAAUUACUUUUCUUUUGUUUUUGCUGAUAAAAUUUAUCUAAUGAUGUCUAUCUGACAAUUAUGACAGUGAAAAAGUUAUGAUCAAGAUCAGGUUUUUUAUACUAUUAAGAUAUAUUACAUUUCUCUUGGAAUGACCCAGAUAUGACUCAUACCAAAAAUUUAUGUCUGGAGUGAGAACUCGCGUCUAAAAAGUGAGCCAAGGAUUGCGGAAAUUGAUGUCCCAGCCGGAGCCAGCCCCUUUCCAUUGUUUUUAUCUGCGCGGUUAACACGAAGCUGCAAGAAGUGCGCCGUAUUUUGACUUCGAUUUAAAGAAUAAUGCUAUGGUAUAGUGAACUGGGAACUUGAUUAGAGAUUUGUAAGGAAAACUAGACUAAAUUUUGAUCUAGGCAAGAAGAACAAAAUCCAUUACUACAGCUAGAAAGAGCAUGUUAAAAUUAGUAAAAUUGCAAAGUUUGGCCGUGAAAUGUUGUAAAAUGCGGAAAAUAGAGCCCUGCGAAAUUUGCAAAUUUUGUAUUAAUUUGUAUAUUACGCGCGAGAAAAUGCACCGGCACAUUUGGGCCGAAAGUGGUGCAUUUUGCUGUGCGUAAUACAAAUUAAUACAAAAUUUGCAAAUUUCGUAUGGCUAUAUUUUCCUCAUUCUAUAUCUACAACUAAACUUUGCGAUUUUACUAAUUUUACCAUGCUCUUUCUAGAUGUGCAUGCUGAUGGAUUUUUAGAUCAAAAUUUAGUCUAUAGCUGGAAUCACCCAUUGUGAAAUGUAGUUACAUUUUCUGGCUCGUGAAAGCGUCAACAGUUUUGAAAUUAUGUUUGCGAUGUUACUCUGAGUGCAUAUCCACACCGGGCGAGCUUGAAAAAUAUGCCCGGCCACGGUGGGAUUCGAACCUACGACCUUUGGAAUACUAGCCCAAUGCUCUUCCAACUGAGCUACGCGGUCAGGACGGUUCGAGUAAGUGAUACUUCGGAACAGUAUCUAGUUCCUUCAAUACCAAUGUGUUCUAGUAAUAUGAAUUUUUUCUGUGUUGGUGUUGUGUACUCAGGUGAAUAAUAUGUUUGCGAUGUUACUCUGAGCGCAUAUCCACACCGGGCGAGCUUGAAAAAUAUGCCCGGCCACGGUGGGAUUCGAACCUACGACCUUUGGAAUACUAGCCCAAUGCUCUUCCAACUGAGCUACGCGGUCAAGACGGUUCGAGUAAGUGAUAUUUCGGAACAGAAUCUAGUUCCUUCGAUACCAAUGUAUUCUAGUAAUAUGAUUUUAUCUGUGUUGGUGUUGUGUACUCAGGUGAAUAUGUUUGCGAUGUUACUCUGAGUGCAUAUCCACACCGGGCGAGCUUGAAAAAUAUGCCCGGCCACGGUGGGAUUCGAACCUACGACCUUUGGAAUACUAGCCCAAUGCUCUUCCAACUGAGCUACGCGGUCAGGACGGUUCGAGUAAGUGAUAUUUCGGAACAGUAUCUAGUUCCUUCAAUACCAAUGUGUUCUAGUAAUAUGAAUUUUUCUGUGUUGGUGUUGUGUACUCAGGUGAAUAUAUAUUUGUGAUGUUACUCUGAGUGCAUAUCCACACCGGGCGAGCUUGAAAAAUAUGCCCGGCCACGGUGGGAUUCGAACCUACGACCUUUGGAAUACUAGCCCAAUGCUCUUCCAACUGAGCUACGCGGUAAGGACGGUUCGAGUAAGUGAUAUUUCGAAACAGUAUGUAAUUCCUUCAAUACCAAUGUGUUCUAGUAAUGUGAAUUUUUCUGUGUUGGUGUUGUGUACUCACAUGAAUAAUAUGUUUGCGAUGUUGCUCUGAGUGCAUAUCCACACCGGGCGAGCUUGAAAAAUAUGCCCGGCCACGGUGGGAUUCGAACCUACGACCUUUGGAAUACUAGCGCAAUGCUCUUCCAACUGAGCUACGCGGUCAGGACGGUUCGAGUAAGUGAUAUUUCGGAACAGUAUCUAGUUCCUUCAAUACCAAUGUGUUCUUGUAAUAUGAAUUUUUCUGUGUUGGUGUUGUGUACUCAGGUGAUAAUAUGUUUGCGAUGUUACUCUGAGUGCAUAUCCACACCGGGCGAGCUUGAAAAUAUGCCCGGCCACGGUGGGAUUCGAACCUACGACCUUUGGAAUACUAGCCCAAUGCUCUUCCAGCUGAGCUACGCGGUCAGGACGGUUCGAGUAAGUGAUAUUUCGGAACAGUAUCUAGUUCCUUCAAUACCAUUGUGUUCUAGUAAUAUGAAUUUUUCUGUGUUGGUGUUGUGUACUCAGGUGAAUAAUAUGUUUGCGAUGUUACUCUGAGUGCAUAUCCACACCGGGUGAGCUUGAAAAAUAUGCCCGGCCACGGUGGGAUUCGAACCUACGACCUUUGGAAUACUAGCCCAAUGCUCUUCCAACUGAGCUACGCGCUCGCCCGGUGUGGAUAUGCACUAAGCUCGCCCGGUGUGGAUAUGCACUCAGAGUAACAUCGCAAACAUAUUAUUCACCUGAGUACACAACACCAACACAGAAAAAAGUUUUGAAAUUGUCACCAUCUCCUCCCCGUAGUGGUUAUUUAAACCCAACAAAAAUGGUUUCUAACUGCAUUUUCUAACUUAUAUUUUAUGGUAUUUGUCUUGUUUUUAGCCUUCUCCUAAUUCAACGACGAAGUUGGUGCAAUGUCUUUGUAACCACGCAACGUUAUUUGGUUCGAAUUUCUUUGUUGCACCAAAUAAGUUAGAUGUUGCGAAACAGAUCGGUAACUUGGCAAAUCUUGCUGAUUAUCCUGCACUUCUAGCAACUAUCUGUGUCAUUGGUGGACUGUAUCUCAUUGGAAUGAUCUGGGCACUCAGAAAAGAUAGGAAAAAGACUUGCAAG